CACAGGCGAUACUCUCAAUUCCCUCCCCUCCGAAUCGGCAUCGCGGCCGAGCCUGAGCUCCCUAACCCCAAACCAACUCAGCAGGCGGGCGGCGACCACCUACUCUCCGGGACCCAGCAUCUCGUCGUCGCCUCGUCGCUCGGAUCCGCGCCGUCGCAGUCACUCCCACCUCCGCUCAGCUCCGCGACGCGACGUGACCCAGCAGCAGCGAGCAUCUCAUCAGCCAACAUCUCGUCGCCACUCGCCAGCAUCUUGACGCAGCUUGACCCAGCAGCAACCCGCAUCUCGUGACCCAGCAACUCGUCGCCCUCCGACCAGCACAACAGCUUGAAGCCGCUGAACCUUGAAAAAUGGUGGGGAGCAGCAGCUGAGAGACAAAGGAAGGCUCCAUGGCAUGCUGACAAGGAGAAUUGCGGAUUUCAUUUAUUUUCCAGUUUUUCCUUCUUAAUUGCGCGCUUUGUUUCAGUACUGGAUCGAGAACAAUUUGUUAGCUUGCUUCCUCGAUCUGUUUAAUUUCGAUAUUGUGUUAUGGCUCCUGG
This is a messenger RNA of Linum tenue, 539 nucleotides long. The record is from the annotation of a GenBank genome assembly. Lineage: Eukaryota; Viridiplantae; Streptophyta; Magnoliopsida; Malpighiales; Linaceae.